AUCAACUGCCCUGCCACUGAAUCCAAAGACAGUCUUAGCUUUGUAUCUCAUUUGAACUGGUGAGAGUUGAGGAACCCACGUGAUCAGUCUCUUUUCCUAUGACAAUUCUUGUUCAGAAUAGGGAUUGCGACAGAGAAAUUCUUCAGAGAUAUCCGCUAGGCUGUUUAUGUUUGAUUGAUUCUGCAAUUCUUUAGGUAAGUAGAGAUGGAACCCCCCAGGGGUUUUUUGGCUUCCUUGUGGAGCUUUCUCCGGUUUUUACCGUUCUUCAUAGGACUUCUACUUUUGGGCAUCAUUAAAGGUGUUAUUUUUUUCCCAUUGAUAUUCCUUAUCAUUUCAAUUGGGAACUCUGCAAUCAUUUUGGGUCUUUGGCCAGUCCAUAGUGUCUGGACAUAUUGUUGCAUUGCACGAGCCAAACAACUGGGGCCAGUUCUGAAGAUUGCUCUGUGCCUAUGCAUUUCUGUUAUCUUGAUCUUGUGGCCAUUGGUUGGCAUAGUUGGAAGUAUUUUGGCUGGUGCAGUGUAUGGUUUUCUUGCACCCCUGAUUGCCACCUUCGAAGCUGUUGGAGAAGGAAAGACUGAUGUGUUUCGCCAUUGUAUCAUUGAUGGAACUUUGAGCUCUGUAGAAAGAAGCUGUACCGUGGUCAGGGACUUUAAUGAUGUUUGUUUUCACUCCUAUUUCUCAGUUAUGGAUGACCUCCGUCUUCAAGAACCCCCAAAUGGGAAACCAUAUGAAAUCAGAUUGCUCUAUAUACCGGGUGCUUUAUUGGCUGGACUUCUUGGAAUUAUUGUUGACAUGCCUGUGGUUACGCUUCUUGCCCUAUACAAGAGCCCUUACAUGCUUUUAAAGGGAUGGCAUCGAUUGUUUCAUGAUCUUAUAGGUCGGGAAGGGCCUUUCUUGGAAACAAUAUGUGUGCCAUUUGCAGGUCUUGCCAUCCUACUUUGGCCAUUGGCAGUUACUGGAGCUAUAUUGGGUUCAAUGGUAUCAAGUGUCUUUUUAGGUGCUUAUUCAGCUGUUGUUGCUCACCAGGAAUCCUCUAUUUGGUUGGGGCUCUGCUAUAUUAUCUCAUCCUUAUCCAUUUAUGAUGAAUACAGUAAUGACAUUCUUGACAUGCCAGAAGGGUCCUGCUUUCCUAAGCUCCAGUACCGGAAGAAAGGGACACUGUCGCGAAUCAGCUCUCGUGCAACGUCUUUCUCGAGACCUAACUCUUUUCGAAAUCCUCCCUCUCGCUUGCCCUCUUUCAAGAAUUCAAUGAUUGAGUUGAAGUCCGUUGAGCUGCUUGAUGGUUUAUUUGUGGAGUGUAAAAAGAACGGGGAGCUUCUGGUUGCUGAAGGACUGAUAAGACCGGAAGACAUAGAAGACUCUAAAUCAAGCACAGGUGGCACCGGAGUUUUAAGCAUUGGUUUACCAGCUUAUUGCAUUCUUCUGGCACUUCUGCGUUCUGCCAAUGCCAACGUUGAGGGUAUAUUGCUAAGUGACAAUGUGACUGAGAUAACUACAACCAACAGACCAAAAGAAUCUUUCUUUGAGUGGUUCUUCAACCCCCUGUUGAUUUUGAAAGACCAGAUCAAAGCUAAGAACCUUUCAGAAGCUGAGGAGAACUACCUUCGCAAAAUAGUUUUGUUGAGCUGCCAGCCAGAUAGAUUGAAAAUUUUGAAUCUAACACCACCAGAAACUGAGCAGAAACAUGCUGAACUUGACGCAUUUGCCCGAAGGCUCCAAGGGAUCACCAAGACUAUCUCAAGGUAUCCAACUUUUAGAAGACGUUUUGUUAGUCUCGUUCGAUGUCUAUCUCAUGAGCUUGCAAUGAAGAAUAGUGAUGGUCAAUUAACCAAUGGACCUCGAGCAGCUAUAAGGACAAGAAGUGGCUUGGUUCGGAUGUUCAGCCAGAAUUCAUUUGGAAGCAGAACAAACCACCAAGGAGCCGAUAUGGAUUGAAGCUAAAGUAGUUGCUGGAAAUGGUUCAAAACUUGCAUGAACCAUGAGUGGAGAAGCUGAUUAUUGUUGCUUACUUUCAUUUUUAGAUUCUUUUUACCUUCUCAUUAAUAUUCAAUGUACGAUUAAGUAAAGAAAUUAGUACAAGAAAUUCAGCUCAAAGAAAGAAAUUAGUGCAAGAAAAUUUAGCCCAAA
This is a messenger RNA of Telopea speciosissima, 2127 nucleotides long. RefSeq lists its product as uncharacterized. The transcript is spliced from 11 exons. Bases 205 to 1935 code for a protein of 576 amino acids. The record is from RefSeq and is a predicted model, not a curated record. NCBI's taxonomy places the organism in Eukaryota, Viridiplantae, Streptophyta, Magnoliopsida, Proteales, Proteaceae.